Suillus bovinus is the source of this 399-nucleotide messenger RNA. RefSeq lists its product as uncharacterized. The transcript is spliced from 3 exons. NCBI's taxonomy places the organism in Eukaryota, Fungi, Basidiomycota, Agaricomycetes, Boletales, Suillaceae. The record is from RefSeq and is a predicted model, not a curated record. The annotation marks the transcript as partial.
GUAAAAGCGGGAAUAAGAAAUUGCCUAGAUGGAUAUCUUGUCACCGAUCUUUCUUUUCCUAACUUCCUCUAUGAAAAUUAUACAGCUAAUGCGCAAAAUCUGGAGGAGGGUCUUUUCAAGGGGAAAAUAUUGGUUCAAGCCUACAAAGCUGUGUUUACUUCCCCAUCCUCUGUCAAGGAUGUUAAUGGUGAUGGUGACGGUGCGGAUAUCAGUGCUAACAACAGAAGGGCCCAUAAGAGUUUCCAUGAAACCAAAGUCAAAAAACAUGUGGCGCAUAUCAUCAAGAUGAAGAAAGUAAUGCCACGCUCCAUUGUGUAUAUUGUUUGUCAAGUAAGAUUCGCUCUAUUGUCUGUCACUUCCUGGCGAUCAGUAGACGAAGAUUUUGAUUAUGCACAAUUU